This is a messenger RNA of Elaeis guineensis (African oil palm), 1506 nucleotides long. RefSeq names its product zinc finger protein CONSTANS-LIKE 16. Gene Ontology annotation, molecular function: protein binding; zinc ion binding. Lineage: Eukaryota; Viridiplantae; Streptophyta; Magnoliopsida; Arecales; Arecaceae. Gene Ontology annotation, cellular component: nucleus. Gene Ontology annotation, biological process: regulation of DNA-templated transcription. The record is from RefSeq and is a predicted model, not a curated record.
GGUCCCCCUCUCCAAAAAGCGCAGUGGCCCCGAGCACCCACCACCGUCGCAAAAGCGCACCCGUGGGUCACCACCACCGCCCCACCAUAAUUCCAACCCUUCCUUUCUCUUCCUUCAUAUGAAGAUCCAACUCCAUGAUAUUUUCAAGCCGCGACUUUGUUACCGUGAGCCGUUCCGAGAUGCAGCAGUCUGCGGCGAGCGCCAUCGCCGGCAAGAUGACUCGAGCAUGCGACGGAUGCGUUCGCCGCCAAGCGCGCUGGUACUGUUCUGCCGAUGAUGUUUUUCUUUGCCAGAUAUGCGACUCCUCCGUCCACUCUCCCAAUCCCGUCGCCCGCCGCCACCAACGCCUUCGCCUCAAACCCGCCACCUCCUCCUACUCCUCGUCAGAUGUGGAAGCUAAGACCGAGGAGUUGAUCUUUGGGUGGCUCAAGCGCAAAGCGCGAACCCCGCGGCCUCACCAGCAAGCGAAGCCGGCGCAACCGCUCGUGCCGGACCUUCUUGAGAAUUCACCCGACGGGAACUGCAGUGAGGAGGAGCAGCUCCUCUAUUGUGUUCCGGUCUUUGAUCCCAUGCCCGCUGAGCUAUGCUCCCCUCCCUGUCUAAAUGACUGGAAUUCGUCAGAUGAAGACCCGAAGCUGGUGGCCGCGCAGUUGCCGGACAACGCUAUCACCUACACCUCGCCCGUGGAUGCCACCGGGAGCAGGCUUGUCGGGUUUGUCCCAUCGGACGAUGAGCUUGCGGAAUUCGCGGCUAACAUGGAGAGCCUCCUUGGUAAGGGGCUCGACAACAGCGAGAACCCGUCCGAGCAUGGCACCAAGGCUGAGCUGGACAAUGGUAUGGAGAUGGCCACCUCGAGGCAGUCAAUGAAGAAGGGAGAGAAGGCGGUAUCCAGGAAGAAGGUCGCACUCAGGCUCGACUAUGAGGCAAUCAUGGCGGCAUGGUCCAGUUCGCCGUGGACUAAUGGAGCGCGGCCACAGUUUAACCUGGACGUUUGCAGCUGGCCAGACAUGGGGAUGUGGGCGGGAGAGGGAGGGGAAGACAAGGGAGGAGGGCGGCAGGAGAGGGAGUCGAAGGUGACGAGGUAUAGGGAGAAGCGGAGGACGAGGCUGUUCGCGAAGAAGAUACGGUACGAGGUGCGGAGGCUGAACGCGGAGAAGCGGCCGCGGAUGAAGGGCCGCUUUGUGAAACGGGCGUCCAUGGCGCCGACACCAGCUUUUGCUGGACCAGUUUUAGACUAAAAUGUCGUUUGAUGCAUUACAUAGGGAAUAUUGAUACGAUAGAAACGGAAUCUUCUACGAAAUUCAAAAAAAUAUGAUACAAUACUGUACAUAUAUUGAAAUAUUUAUAAAAAAAUAAUUAUAUAAUAUUUAUGUAAAUUAUUCAAAUAUUUCUGAAAUUUAUUUAUUUAUUUUUUUUAAUAUUUUAACGUGCACGCGGUCACUCAUCUUUUAAUGAAAAUGUGAGGCCUGGCCCAAGCAACGAAUCCAAAGCCCAAAACAAAAAAAA